AUGGCGUCAACCUUGGGCCAAAUCAUCCCCCUCAUCAUCGCCAUCGCCCUCCUCAGCGGCUGCGGCUGGGUCCUCUACCAAAUCUACCUCUCCUUCACAAAGAUGCGCGAGACCGCGUCCGAGCGCAUGGGCCGCAAGAACGUCGUCUUCACAAAGGACGGCGUCCGCGUCGGCAUCAAGCAGAUGCAAAACGAGAAAUACGUCGACAAGACCCAGAGCUACGUCGUCAAGGCCUGGAACCUGGGGACCGCGCAGAGGGACGAGGAAAUGUGA
Molecule: messenger RNA, 273 nt
Organism: Trichoderma harzianum CBS 226.95
Lineage: Eukaryota; Fungi; Ascomycota; Sordariomycetes; Hypocreales; Hypocreaceae
Exons: 2
Coding region: 1-273 (90 amino acids)
Source: RefSeq, a predicted model, not a curated record